This is a messenger RNA of Myripristis murdjan (pinecone soldierfish), 2423 nucleotides long. It is a transcript of the gene slc5a11, whose product is annotated as solute carrier family 5 member 11. Gene Ontology annotation, molecular function: D-glucose:sodium symporter activity. Gene Ontology annotation, cellular component: plasma membrane. The record is from RefSeq and is a predicted model, not a curated record. Gene Ontology annotation, biological process: transmembrane transport. The coding region runs from base 4 to 1923 and encodes 639 amino acids. The transcript is spliced from 14 exons. NCBI's taxonomy places the organism in Eukaryota, Metazoa, Chordata, Actinopteri, Holocentriformes, Holocentridae.
UCUAUGUGGAGGACCAAGCGCAGCACGGUGGAUGGAUACUUCCUGGCAGGGAAGAACAUGACCUGGUGGCCAGUGGGUGCCUCUCUGUUUGCCAGUAAUAUUGGCAGUGGACAUUUCAUCGGCUUGGCAGGUUCAGGAGCUGCAGCUGGCAUUGGAGCCAUCUCAUAUGAAUGGAAUGGCAUGCUGAUGGUGUUGCUGCUGGGAUGGCUCUUUGUGCCCAUCUAUAUUGCCUCUGGGGUGACCACCAUGCCCGAAUAUUUGCAAAAGCGAUUUGGUGGGAGGAGAAUACCAUUAUUUAUAGCGGUCUUGUACUUAUUUAUUUACAUCUUCACUAAGAUAUCAGUUGACAUGUAUGCCGGGGCAGUGUUCAUACAACAGGCGUUACAAUGGAAUAUCUACCUUGCAGUGAUACUGCUGUUGUUUAUCACUGCUCUCUACACUGUAGCAGGUGGCUUGGCUGCAGUCAUUUACACUGAUGCUGUACAAACUGGCAUCAUGCUGGCAGGAGCUCUCACCCUCAUGGUCUUCAGCUUUGUGGAGGUUGGGGGCUGGAACGCUAUGCUGGAGGGUUAUUUCACCGCUAUCCCGUCAGUGCGUGUCCCCAACUCCACUUGUGGCAUCCCACGAGAUGAUGCCUUCCGUUUAUUCAGAGACCCAGUGAACUCUGACCUGCCCUGGCCUGGGAUCAUCAUUGGCAUGUCCCUCCCCUCCAUGUGGUACUGGUGCUCUGAUCAGGUGAUUGUGCAGCGCUCCCUGGCUGCCAAGAACCUGACCCAUGCUAAAGGUGGCUCCCUGCUGGCCUCCUACCUUAAGAUUCUGCCUUUCUUCAUCAUAUUGCUGCCUGGCAUGAUCAGCAGGAUACUAUACACAGAUGAGGUGGCAUGUGGAGACCCAGAGUUGUGUACAGAGAUUUGUGGUAACCCAGUGGGCUGUUCCGAUAUUGCCUAUGCUAAACUUGUCAUGGAGCUGCUGCCUGCAGGUCUGCGGGGUCUGAUGAUGGCAGUGAUGAUUGCUGCCCUUAUGUCCUCUCUGACUUCCAUCUUCAACAGCUCCAGCACCAUUUUCACCAUGGACCUGUGGAGGUGCAUGCGGCCCCGCUCCACCGAGUGGGAGCUUAUGAUCGUGGGAAGGGUGUUUGUGCUUGUGCUGGUGGUGGUGUCAGUGCUGUGGAUUCCAGUGGUCCAGGCCAGUCAGGGCGGACAGCUGUUUAUCUACAUCCAGUCCAUAAGCACCUAUCUCCAACCUCCCGUCUCUAUAGUCUUCCUCAUGGGCUGCUUUUGGAAGAGGACCAAUGAGAAGGGUGCAUUCUGUGGCUUGGCUCUUGGUCUUUUGGUGGGCUGCUGCCGAAUGGUGUUAGAUUUCAUCUACCCUUCUCCCCCAUGCAACGAAGAAGAUGAUAGGCCUGGGGUGGUGAAGCACGUCCACUAUCUCUACUUCUCCACCAUGCUGUCCGUCUUGACCCUGUUGGUGGUGGUAAUCGUCAGCCUGGCAACAGAGAAGCCCAGGCCAGAGCAGAUUAGCCGCCUGACCUGGUUCACAAGGCUUGACCUGGUGGAGAUGCCCAAAGAGCAGCAGGAGCAGGUGUUCACCAUGGAAAGACAUGGGAAAGCAUCAGAGAUGAUAACCACAGGGACCAAGGAGCCAGCAGAUGUGGAAAGAGUACAGGAAAGCAAUAGAGAAUCAUGCCAUCAGGAGAGAGCCUCAGAGUCCAGUGUCCAGAGCCAGUCCAGACUGGUGUCUGCCAUCUACUGGCUGUGCGGGAUGGAGAGACGGACAGAGACAGAAAACAGUCCUACACCUCCUCCUUCACCCGAGGAGGCAAUUUGUUCCCUAGAAGAAGAGCCCUGUCUGCGACAUGUUGUUAACACCAACCUUAUCAUCUGCCUCGCUGUAGCAUUUUUCUUGAUUGGCUACUGGGCUUGACAAGUGAUUCUGCACAAUCAAGUGAGUGACAUUAAUGAGGGUGGCAGAGUUUGGCACUCUUAUAGCGGACAUUUGGUUUUUAGGUUUUCUAAAAGAUUAUGUAUAGAUCUGAAUGUUUUGUUCUCACGGUAUAUAAGAGAGCAGUGCUGCUCAUUUCUGUCACAAAGCUGACACUGUAAAUUGAGAUGCCACCAAACAGAGACAUUAUUUAUUAUCCUAGAAUCAAUGUUAAGUGAUACUUUUCUUUUUUUGUGAAAUAUUUUGAAAAACCACCAGUCAGAUUUACUUAAAACACAAACACAACAUUGAUAAUGCGUAAAAUUAGGUUUUUCACCUAAGAAAAUGUUGGGAAAUGUAGUUUGUUAUAUUUGAGCCGUAUCCAAAUAUUGAAUGACCACUGAUUACAGGAGAGAAAACAAAGCAAAACAUUAAAAACAAGUGUUGAAGCCUUUUUCAACUUCUGAACUUCUGUUGUAUGAUGGAAUGCAAAUUUAACAAAA